Messenger RNA from Bactrocera oleae (olive fruit fly), 708 nucleotides. Lineage: Eukaryota; Metazoa; Arthropoda; Insecta; Diptera; Tephritidae. The record is from RefSeq and is a predicted model, not a curated record.
AUGCGAAUUGAUGCUUUGGUUUUAUCGUCCAUUACUUCUCCAACUCCAGCAGUAAAGAUUGACAUAAACCAAUGGCCAUAUUUGAGAGACAUAGAUUUGCCGGACAACCGUUUCGGUACGGACGUGUGGGGGCGACUCAUUGAAGGUAAAGUCAUCGGUGGAGGACCAGACGAACCUUUUGCCCAGCGUACCCGCUUUGGAUGGGUGGUGUUUGGCCCAACAGCAGUGACCCUUCCUGCAAAGGAAUCAUUGCUCACCCUAACCACUUCGCUAGACAGGGAGGACCACCGGUUGGAGGAACUGGUGUCCAAAUUUUGGCAAAUGGAGGAAAUAGCAGUGGUUGACGAUCUGCCAGAGAAUAAAUGUGCGCAGAUCUUCGAGACCACUCAUAGCCGUACCUUAGACGGCCGUUAUAUCGUACACUUACCUUUGCGACGAAAAGCAACGGAACUAGGUGACUCUUACGCACUGGAAUUACGGCAAUUUCAUAGACUGGAGCGUCACAUGGUUGCGGAUCCAGUCCUUAGGGAAAACUACAUUUCAUUUAUGAGGGAGUAUGCAGCACUCGGACACAUGGAACUAGUACAACCAUCAUGCGGUCACAACGAAGUUUCGCGUGGUGUUCAACGCUUCGGCACCUACCAGCACUGGAAUCUCACUGAACGAUGUUCAACUGGUAGGUCCGACCCUACAGGAUUCGCUGAGUAG